This is a messenger RNA of Toxotes jaculatrix (banded archerfish), 7829 nucleotides long. RefSeq lists its product as uncharacterized. Lineage: Eukaryota; Metazoa; Chordata; Actinopteri; Toxotidae. The coding region runs from base 322 to 1080 and encodes 252 amino acids. The record is from RefSeq and is a predicted model, not a curated record. The transcript has 3 exons.
GAAUGAGGGAAUGGGAAAAAAGAUGAAAAGAAAGCAAAGAAAAUGGACAGAGUGUUUGAGUCUGCCAUGCUGUCACAUCUAAAGGGAAAUGUAUCCAUCCAGUGUCCAGAAACCAAACAGAUGAGGUUUUCCAGUCAGCCUGCAGACAGAUGUGGAAGCUGCUGCUGCUCUCACCGCAUGACGAAGCUGGACAGACCAGCCUGGAGCCAGACGGCAGCAGCAUGCCACCUUAAGCAGCACUGAGCUGUCCACCUUUGUCCAUCUCUGUACAAUCUGGUCUUUCCACUUGGUGAAGAUGUAGUCUGUUUGAUCUCUGUGGAGAUGUCUUCAAACACAGUCUCCUCUGCCUUGUUGCUAUGGUCAUUGUGGUUGCUGCUCCUACUGACCCCCGUCACACAGAUGAGAGACUCUGCCUCCGCAUCUGAAACUUCUCUGCUGGUCAAUACCACGCUGUUGUUUGACAGUGGCGCCCCAGGCUACAACCUGCGGAACUGCAGCUGCUCUACACCUGUGGAGGACUGUGACGAGGCUCUGGCUAACUCACUGUGCAGAUGCCACACCAUUCUGCGAUCCGCUCUGCCCCUUUCUGGGAUCAGAGAUCCUGGACAACUCACCAUCUGGGUGAAGGAGCUCUGGGUCCUGGAGGAGCUGUUGAACAGGAGCAUGGUUGGCCAUUUACAGUUGUCUUUUUGUGGAAUAAAACCAAUGAAUAGUCAGUAUCUUGCUUUGCUAGGUCUACAAUCCCUCAGGAUCCACAGUGCAGCACCAGAGGCACCCUACCCCAACCAGGAAAUUACAGUCUUCCCUGCAGGAGGGGUUGCAGUGGAGUUAGAGGCGCUCUCCUUUGAUUUCUCCUCGUCCUUCCAUGUGACCAUCCUGGAUGUUGCAGUGCUCAAUGGGCUCUCUGCCCUGAAGGCAUACAGUGUUGUGGGUCCACCUGCUCCUGCCCUCUACCAGCACUUUCCCCACCUGGCCAUUCCUCUUGCUCUGCCAUCUUCUGCUACUCCUGAUGACCCUUCGCACCCCAGUGAGCAGGCCGCAGAGCCUCUGCAGAAACUGCUCAUUACGUUUGUCUACUAAUGAAAAAUUCUCAUUCAAUCGCUGAGUCAGGUCUGCGGUACAAGUGACAACUGAUCCAUAGGAAUCCAAUACAACAUAGACGGAUGUCUUUUGUUCUCCUUCUGCAAAGAAAAGUUGCACAUCUGACAUAUUCUCUGUGGAAUAUGCAACUUUUUGAAUGACUGGCUGCUGUGCUGGGGCUUUGACCUGUGUCUCAAGAAAGUCAGACAUCUUGCUCUCCCUGUUACUUUUUCUUCGAGGAAACUAUUGAUUUCAUUCGUACACUUCUCCUGCUGUUUUUCCAUCCCUGAAAGGAACUGUCGAGAUAUUUCUGCACCCAUAACCCAUUUGAACACACAGCUGGGUAAUGCUUAGACCAGCUACAAUUUCAAGUCUUGUUACAGCACAGUUUGGACACAAAAUGUUGACGUAGGUAAUUUUUAACCAGAAAGCUACCAUGACUCUGAUUCUUACAUGACAUCUAAUGCGCUUCUGUUAGAUGCAAUGUUUUACUUUUGCUAACAUUUUGGAAAUGGUUCACAUACAAGUUUCAACUCCAUGAGCACACAUUGUGUUUACAUGCACAAAUAUUAUCUCAUAACCUUGUAAUCAAGGUCAAUAUGUCAAGUCGGGAGAGUCUUUUAUCUGCACGUUCACAUUCUGAUUACAAAUGUUGGGACCACUUAAGGUACCCAGUAAGUCGAUUUAAUAUGGCACCCAGCGUAAAAGGGUUAAAAGUAAUGACUGAUCUCUUUACAACCAUACAUCCGCUUCAGGUGUCUUUAGAUAGUGAUGUGACAUGGAAUUUUAUAUCGUGGCUGUCAUUAUUCUGAAAACGGGCUGCACGUCCUUGUGUAUAAAUCUUGCUUAUCAGCAGUGGUCUCUUUACAAGCUUGCGGUGAGGGUCCAGCAGCAGCAGGUGAGCCCUCAGAUUUGUUGUGGAUGUAGAAGCUAGCUGCUUUUUAGAAAGUUGACAAACAGCUUCAUCUUUGUUGUUAAUUUUGUAGUUGCUGUGAUCGCCUGAGCACAGCUUUGCUAGCUUUACCAGCUUUAUUAGCAUAGUUGACUGAUAUGUCAAUCGGACAUGCAAUAGGCCAAGUUGAAAUAAAUUUUCAGAGUGCCCUCAACUGGACCACAAAGCAAACUACUUUGAAUGGUCUGUUGCACUAAUGACUGUAAAGUUUGAAUUACAGCUCAUUACAGUUUGAAUAUUGAUUUGUUUUACCAUAUUCCAUCAAAUUUAAAAAAUGGUCAGGAAGGAGCCAUAAAUAAGUUUUUAUUAAAAAAAAAUGUGUGAAAAAAAAUCUCUUUGGCUGUUUGGCUGUUCAUCUAUUCUAUUUGUUAAAUAUAAAGAAAAUGUGUUAGCAAAGUUUAGUAUUCAGGUUAAUAUUGGCACACUUCAGCUGUCACAUCAAAGCUUCUAACAGUCUGGAUCAGAGUUAAUAGCUUUUACAUAUAACUGUUAUAUGGAAUACAAGGUGACUCAAACUCACUAGUCUGCAGAUGUGCUUUUAAACAAUACUGGCAGUGUACACUUAAAACACCAGGUAUGGUUACACUUGAUUUUUGAGAUCACAUCAUUGUGUGUCUUCAUCUGGCCUGAGAAUGUUCCCUUACUCCUGUGAGCUGUUUCUGAAUAGUAUGUUCCUAUCACACAAGCUGGUUUUUUGUCACCAAAAACUCCCUGGCAUGAACAGAUGACACAAGUGAUUACAGACACUGUGCUCUGAUACACAAAUCUGCUAGAACAAUAUCCAAGAUAAACCACACACCUGCUCCCGGAGAGGGAUGAUAUGUUCCAGAUCCAGUUCCCAUCUUCCAAAUGGGUGUUAGCAAUGUUUCCCGUUCCCUUUCAGAUGUUGUCAGAUGUAUCAGAGCUUCAGGACAGCAUGGAGGAGACUAUUAACUGGACUUUGAUCUCCCCCUUACCCUGGAUUUCAUAUACAGUCCAGACUAUUAAGUAUUUGGACAGCUCUAUAUUUUUGUUCUUCAGUCUCUGAGCUUCAGCACAUUCACUCAUUCAUUAAGUCUCAGCUUUAAUUUGAUCAGAGUUACAGCCCUUUUAACAGGGCUAUACUGAUGAGUGCCCAAAGUUUAUGCGCUUUUUUUACUCAUUUGUGUAGCAUCCUUUGCAGUCAGUGACUGCCUGAGGUCUUGGACCCACAGACAUCAGCAGAGGCUUUAAAUCUUCCGUGGUGAUUGUCUCCCAGACCUUCACUGCAGCAGAGUCUGGUGGAGUCUGAGCACAGACUGCUCGUGUUUACUUCUGUAUUCAUCCUGUUGCUUCUGUCAGCAUUGAAAUCAUCAGUAAACGUUUGCCAGUUCCAUUGUCAGCCAUACAUGCUUAAGCUAUAACAGGUCCACCACCAUGUUGGACAGGUGAGGUGGUGGCUUUGGGUCACUUUCCUCUUCCCAUCAAUUUGAUUUUUGUUCCAUCAGUGCACAGUUUCUUUUUGUAUGUUUUUAUGACCAAGUCAUACAACAUAUACCUACCUACAUCCAAGAGAACAUUGUUGACUUGCUGUGCUUCUUCUGUGAUUUUCUGUUCUUCCACAGGACCUGUGCUUCUCGGUCUACCAGGUUGUUUUUUUAAAUCUCUCUAAUGGAAUUUUGCAUUUUUAAGCUUCAUUAUCUUCAUUUGCACGGUUACCUCUUUACUCCUCAUAUUGACAGAUAAGUCCACCUCAGUCUACAUGUAAAGGGAACUUCUCAGCUGUCAGUCAGCUCAGGGCUGUGUGUGUGUGUUUUGUACAUGAACAAACACACAGUCCAAGAAUCAUUUAGCAGUCAAGUGUCCAACUACUUUAAAACCUUUUCUUUAAAUGGCCAUAUUUCCCAUUCAGGUCUUUCAACAUAGAUGUAAAUCAAAAUAAAGCUGAGACAUGGCACUUUGAUGUCUUAUCUGUUAUUUUAUUUCAAAUUUAAUUUGCUGAAGCUCAGAGCCUGAGAAGCAAAAAAGGUGCAACUGUCCAAUUACUUAUGGUUUAAACUGUAUAUCACUGUCCUUCAACAUUUUGUGAUGACAGGGGCUAGCUCCAUUUGCUAUGCCAUGGAGCAGACAUGACCGUUAAACAGUCUAAGUCGGAGAUUCCUAGCACUAGUUAAACCAGAAUAAACUUGGUAUUUUGGGGCCCAGCUGUGACAGCCUUGAUAAACUAGCAAACUAGUCCUUAAGGUGAAGGAUUCUAGUUGUGUUUUCUGUUUGUUGAUAGACACAACAAUGAAAAGAACAAGAACUGUUUUCUCUAAGCAAAGAGAUGAAUGUUUGACUGCUACAGCAGAACCAAGUAAAUGGUUGUGGUGGUUGUGGCAACUGCUCUGUACAAAUGACUUUUUGGUUAUUUGAUUAAGUACAACUUUCUUUGACAAUGUGCCCCACUGAAGCACAAUUAAACACUGAGCUGAUAUAGUUCCUAAAAUAUAGUUUUUCAGAUUAUCACAAAUUAACUGACAUACAGAAAAUUCCAAAUUCCAAAUUCCAAAUUCCAAAUUCCAAAAACCAAAAACCUGUUCUGAGACUCAUUUAAGUUGGGGUUGCUCAAUAGGAGCCCCCUGCCCUUUUUAAGGCAAUAAUGGCAAAAAUAGGUCUCUACCGAUUUUUUUUUUUUUUCUGGAUUAUGUAAUCGGCUCUUUUAACAGCAUUCCUAUGGCUGGAAAACAACAAGUGCUGGGUCAUGUAUUACACCUGUUACAUGUUGAAAUACUUGAACAGUACAGUGAGAAAAAGGACAAACAAAGGGAUCAAUAGAGCAUCAUUAAAAAAAAAUGUACUGUGGCAGCUGACUGCAGUGAACGCUGGCUGGAACCAAUCCAGAGAAUCCAGUAUGGGGUCAGAGGAUAUUUAAAGAAGUUAAAAGCUAUCUGUUGUUGAGACAUAAGGCCACUGCCCAUGACAGUAUACCGCAUAGUAAAGACUGUCUGAGAAAAGCUAAAAGGCUGCAGACGAUGACUGUGUCAGUUUGCUGUGGUAUGUGAUGGAGAGGCACAGUAGGCUCACUGUUAUGAAGGCUGCAUUCUGCUGCUGCGUUUUUCCAGCUGCUCUUAUUGAGUGCAGAUGGCCUAAUAAAACAAGUUGUUUUGAAACAGGUUAAAAUGGCCGCCCAAUAAACAAGAGUCCCAGGGUUAGGAUCCUCUCUCACCAGCCAACAAACCUCACUCUCUUUGGAUCAAAACAGUGACUUUGAGUUGUCCAGUUAUUAACCCACUCCAAGCCAAGUUGACAGGGUUCUGUAAGAGGGAAGAGGAGGAAGUGAAAGAGUUUUUUUUGUUGUUUUUGUGCAGUCACUUUACCCAAAAAAGAAAUGAAUUGGAGAACAGCUGAAGAAACUGAACAUGUAGCAACUCUCUCUCUCUGGUUUCAUGCUCUCUUCCUCUUUCUGGUUCCAGCUCAUAUCCUGUGAGAGACUUUAGUAAAUCUGUUCUCACAAACACAAUCACGGGCCAACACUUCUGUUCCACAGAUCAUUCAAGGACUGUUGUGGGCCUGUGUGUGUGUGUGUGUUUAUAUCAAUUGACAGGAUCCAUCACAGUUGGACUGUAGCAGAUGCAAUGUGUUUCAUGUGUAAACACCACAGUUUACAGCUAAAUAAAUGUGGGUUGUACCAUUUUACUGCACUGUUUAUGUGAAAAUAGGUUAAAAAUAUCAACUUUUAAAGAAGUCCAGAGAAAGCCAUGGUUUUGGCUAUCAGCUAUGGAUUUCUGAAUGUACACAAGGGGUUUUAACUGGUCCAUACAUCCAAUGGACAGAAAUGCUUGUCCCAGUUUUUUAGAGAGAAGGAGAGCAGACUUCGUACACUCCACACCCAAAAGAAACUGGCCUUCAUUUGUAACGCAGUGUAGGGACUUUGAACCAUGUUCAGUGCCUCCAGUUUAUGUAUGACGUAACAUUCAUGUGCUGACCAAAAUCUGGGAAGUUUUCAGACACCAUCACAUAUUUUAAAACGUGACCACUUUCACAUGCACAUGCUGUUGUAAAUUUAACCUUGAAAUAACUGAAAACUAUUCAUUAAAGCCACUUUAAACAGUAAUUAAUGUUAGCAUACAAACAACUACAGCUCCCAUUGUCAGUGUAUGUAUCAUAUGUCAUUGCAACUCUCGUAUCCAUAAUAUUCUCUGAGGCUCAUUCUAGUAGUCAUCCUUCUAACUUUUCAGGUGUGAUCUCUGCUAACAUCUAAACAUCAUUAUUUUCAUCUUUCAUCUGACUUUGAUUUGUCUCAGUCUGUCAAAGUGGUGACAUUUAAUCUGUGAUGGUAUAUUACAUAAACAACAUUACAUCAUUAAUGUGCACAACAUAUUGUUGGCUAGGGUUAUGUUCCACAUUUGGAUUUUUACUAAUUUACAUUAUUACAAAUGUCAAUGAGCUUUUGAACAAGGUUUUCUUGUUUAUGUAACAGAAUCUGAAAAAAAAAAAAGAGUUUCACUUUGGCUCCCUAAGGAGAUGAAGCUGAGGAUCAAUGAACAGCAACCAUGGCAUAUGUGCAAUAGGCUGAGCAGACUGCUCCAAAAUAUAUAUGGCCCUAAGGCUUAAUAUCUUGAAAAAAAAAAUUUUUUUUUUUUACACAUUGCCAUUGACUCAGGACAUCAGCUGGGAGUUUUCAUUGGUUUUCAUUCACUACAUUCACUAAAUAACAAAUCAGUUAUUUGUCACCAUCUAGUGGUAAUAAAUCAGAGUAAAGUUUUAAGGUGCCUCAUAUUCAACCCAGUUGUGGUGGUUUAAACUUUAUACAUAAUUAAAUUUACAUAAUUUUAUAAUUUGAGCUCAGCCCUUCUUUUUUAGUUCCAUGUAUACCUCUUUUGUUUUGGCAGGGCUGUAUCCUGGUACUGAAUGCACUUUUUACUCUGUCUUUAAAGCAUGAACGUGGAAACAGGAUGGUGACUUUAACAUCUGGACCUGGGAAUUUUCAAAAACAUCUAGAACUCUUUCUGAAACCAGAUUUAACUGUGGCUCUUUCUUUGUCCAGUAGAAACACAUUUCAUUGGGCAACAAGGCUGAAUUUGAUUUCUGUGUAAACUGCUGUGAGUGCCAUCUGGUUUAGUAAAUAUUUGCUCCAUAUAAACAAAAGAGUUAUUAUUAAUAUUUUCUGAAGCUUUAUUAGCACCUUCUGCAAACCUUUUUGUCGCCUGUAUGCCAACAUUCACACCCAGUAUUCAGCACAGUUACAUACUGGGACUUCUUUGCCCCAUUAACACUAUUGUAAGCGGCUCUUACUGAGCAGCCAGGACUCCACCUUCAGUGACUCCUACCUGGUUAGUGGGGGUGAUUACACACCUCCACAAGCAUCCUUUAAUGGUUUUCAGACUGGGCAUGUAGAACAGGAGAUGCAGCUGUGUGCUGAUGCUCUGAUCAGAGCACAUACGCAGUCUUAAAAGGUCUGGAACAUUCCACCACCAAGUGGGUUUGACAUCACUCUCCCAUGUUAGAGCCUUGACUUCCUUUUCUUUCUUCUGUCUUGAUCUGCAUUACAGCACCUUAAGUACUUAUUUCAGGGAAUGUAAUUACUCAAAUGUAAAACAGAUUUGUUAUGAUUAUGUGUAACCCAUGGUUUUGUUUUUUAAGAUGUUGCCGAUCUGCAGUUUUACAUCACCUUUUACAUGUUCAGCGACUCUCGGGUGUAACAUGUACUGGUUGAGGAAUACAUUGUGUAUUCAGAAACGGCUUGGCAGGUUGAAUUUGUACAUAAUUUGACUUAUUUAAACAAAUUCCUGAAGCUUCUUUGUGUCAUGACAAGACAAUGUGGAUUGUUUCUUUUGUCCACAAACUUCAUCCCUCU